Xyrauchen texanus (razorback sucker) is the source of this 1993-nucleotide messenger RNA. It is a transcript of the gene vsx2, whose product is annotated as visual system homeobox 2. The transcript is spliced from 5 exons. Lineage: Eukaryota; Metazoa; Chordata; Actinopteri; Cypriniformes; Catostomidae. Bases 203 to 1360 code for a protein of 385 amino acids. Gene Ontology annotation, biological process: regulation of transcription by RNA polymerase II. Gene Ontology annotation, cellular component: nucleus. The record is from RefSeq and is a predicted model, not a curated record. Gene Ontology annotation, molecular function: sequence-specific double-stranded DNA binding; DNA-binding transcription factor activity, RNA polymerase II-specific.
UAAACAGGGAGCAGCAUCCUUGAUGCUCUGGAAUUCUAAAUCGCUUCUUCACAUCUGAUUGGCUGCUGAGUUUUGACCCUUGUUGGGAUGGACCUGUUGGAUAAAAGGCGAAUUUCUUGAGGGAUCAUGCGUACUGCGCCGUGGAUGUCUGUGCACAAGGGACCGACUUGUAUUUGAAGAAGGGAAUAGUCUCCAAGGCACCAUGACAGGAAAGGAUGGGGCCGUGUUGUCGGAAAGUUUGAACAAAUCAAAAUCAGUUGGUGCCGCUGAGAAUCAACAUCUCUCAAAGAGCAGCACCACACAUCCGCCCAAAUGCACGGGUUUCGGCAUCCAGGAGAUUUUGGGACUAAAUAAAGAGCCGUCCUCGGCUCCACGGAACACUCUGAGCUCGUUCCCUGCCGGGGCGCACCUACUAGCCUCCAGGUCGAUGCUCGGGCCGGCUGGUGUUGGGGUCGGGAUGGGAUUCAUUGGCCCUGGAAGUAUUCAGUCGUUCUACAGCCAGCCCGCGUUUCUGGAGGUGCUGUCAGACGCACAGAAUGUCCAUCUUCAGCCGCUCAGCAGGACCGUGGGACCACUGGAAGCUAAUCAAUCUGCUAGUUCAGAUUCAGAGGAUGUCUCUUCAAGUGAAAGGAAAUUAUCAAAGUCUUCACUGAGCCAGAGCAAGAAGCGAAAAAAGAGACGACACAGAACAAUAUUUACAUCUUACCAGCUGGAGGAACUAGAGAAGGCUUUUAACGAUGCCCAUUAUCCUGAUGUAUACGCCAGAGAAAUGCUGGCCAUGAAAACAGAGCUGCCCGAGGACAGAAUACAGGUGUGGUUCCAAAAUCGACGGGCCAAGUGGAGAAAGCGGGAGAAGUGUUGGGGUCGCAGCAGUGUGAUGGCUGAGUACGGGCUCUAUGGUGCCAUGGUGCGUCAUUCCAUCCCUCUGCCUGAGUCCAUACUGAAGUCUGCUAAAGAUGGCGUCAUGGACUCCUGUGCCCCCUGGCUUCUAGUUCAAGAUGGUUUUCCUACCACCAGCUGCUUUUCUAAAUACGAAUACCCACCAUUCUUUGCAGGGAUGCACAAGAAGUCCUUGGAGACUGCUGUAGUCCAACCAAACGAGAAGUCAGAUGUCACUCAGAAAGCGACCAAUCCUAAACCAGAUGAGGGCGAGACUGAGGAAAGGAGGACAGAGUCACCUAUGUCUAAAGAGGAACUGAGGGAGAACAGUAUUGCUGUUCUCAGGGCAAAAGCACAGGAGCACAGUGCCAAAGUGCUGGGAACAGUGUCCUCUGAGAGACUAGAGCACAAAAUGCAGAUAUCGGUGACAGAGAAGUCCAGCGAACAGUUAGACACAAAAGAAGAGGAAAAGAGUUCUUAGAUCAUGCACUGUAAACUUCAUUCUUCCCUUGUAGUGACAUAAAACAUAGUUUUGGAGUGAACAUAUCUGGGCUAUUUUCUCCUCAUAUACUUGCAAUUUUCCCAACAAAAAAACGAUUUUCGAUUCUCAUCGUUGCUCUGCAUUUUGUUUUACUUAAGCAAGGUCAAAAUGAUUUACAGGCUAUUUAUAUAUUUUUAGUAAUGUCGCUCCCAUCAUCAUCAUCAUGCUGUUUUUUUAAUAUGCAUAAAAAUACCAGACAUUAAAUAUUCUGUGACUACAAUGCUUAAAAAGGCAGAGCAUGCUUGUACCCUUUUGCCACGACAAAAAAGCUUUCAAUGUUGGCCAACAGGACAAUUGUGGCAGCUUCAAUUGAGUAAAACCAUAAAUGUUCGGAUGCUUGUGAACUCCACACUGAAUAUCAGUAUUGUCAUUAUUAGAAAAUAAUUGCUCAAGAACUCCUAAUGAGCUUUGAAAUAGCAGGAUUCUGUGCUGUUCUUUUUCAUUUUGUUCAGUGGUUAAAAAAUUGUAAUAGUGUAUUCCUGUAUAUAUUGUAAAUUAAUAUAGCUUGCUACAGUAUUGUUUGAUCUAUUCAUUAAUGUACUGUAGUCUUAUUAUGUGCUUUUUUCCAUAACA